AUGCGCAAUAUGAAGGACGGCGGCAGCAUCGUCAACGUUGGCAGCAUCACGAGUAGUUACGCCUCGGCCGGGGUCGCCGCAUAUGUCGCCUGUAAGCGCGUGGGGCCGGGCAUGACCAAGAUUGCCGCUUUCGAGGGUGUGCCCCCAGGCGCAUCCGCGUCAAUAGUAUAUGUCCGUGAGGGCCGCAUCGACACGGAGAUAAUAUCAAAGCCAUUUGAAAGUCCGGCAGGUCAGUUCGGGCUCAGCACCGACACAGUGCCGUGUAUAACCAAGCGCAUUGCCGAGCCGUGGGAGAUUGCCACGUUGAUUGCCGCGCCGAUGCCGCGUCGAUUGCGUGUCCUCUUGGCGACGAGUCUAAGUUUGUUACCAAGGCGGCAUGGUUCGUUGACGGUGGUUGAGUCGAGGGGAACUACAGAUCAUAAGUAUCACGACCGAAGGGUGGAUUCUGUGCGUAGACGAGCAGCAAUGCUUGUUUAG
Messenger RNA from Colletotrichum destructivum, 477 nucleotides. Its product is annotated as Putative short-chain dehydrogenase/reductase SDR, NAD(P)-binding domain superfamily. The coding region runs from base 1 to 477 and encodes 158 amino acids. NCBI's taxonomy places the organism in Eukaryota, Fungi, Ascomycota, Sordariomycetes, Glomerellales, Glomerellaceae. The record is from RefSeq and is a predicted model, not a curated record. The transcript has 2 exons.